Molecule: messenger RNA, 3053 nt
Organism: Nymphalis io (European peacock)
Lineage: Eukaryota; Metazoa; Arthropoda; Insecta; Lepidoptera; Nymphalidae
Product: protein zer-1 homolog
Exons: 8
Coding region: 217-2505 (762 amino acids)
Cellular component (GO): Cul2-RING ubiquitin ligase complex
Source: RefSeq, a predicted model, not a curated record
UGUGCGAAAUAUUAUUUCUCCCCUGUCUGGAGCAGAAUUUAUCAUUUUAAUAUCGGUCCUGGUAGCGGAAGGACAUCAUAAUAAACAGUUUGCAAUGGAGUCUACAUCAGUGAUAACAACUUAAGAUAAUUGUAUUCAAUAACAAAUAAUUGUGUCAUAGUGAAUGUUACUUUUGAAUAUUAUGUCUUAAAAAAUAAAAUCAGUGCUGUGUUCAGAAUGUCGUCGGAAGUAUUUACGUUGUACGACAGUACCCCGGAUUCUCUUUUAAACAUUUGCAUGGACUACAUCGUGGCCAAUUUGAAUAUUAUCACGAAGUUGGAUCCUACAAGCCGCUGGCGCAAGCUUAAAGAUGAUAUCAUAUUACCAGCUGAACUGUGUGAGAAAUUCCUUCAAACCUACCAAAAGAAGAAUCGUGUCAAUGAUAACAUCGCCAACUUGUUUCGCGAUCGCUCUCGUACUCGACUGGAUCGCGUAAAACUACGCAACGCACGGAUUACUGACGAAGGUCUUCGUUGCUUUGUGGAACACAAGCCAUAUCAGGUGGAACUCAUUCAAUGUGAGUAUCUCUCUCAAGCCUCGCUAGACCUGAUUAACAGCAACAGUGAUAAUCUAGUCUGUCUUAAAUUUGGACCACUUACUUAUGUGGUUUCUCAAGAUGAGGCUAUGAUUCGCCAACGACGUUAUAUCAUUGAUGCGCCGAAAUUACGGCGGCUAACUAUUCAAUGCAGAGGAAUGUCUAUAUUCCCUUUACUACUCCUGAAACCAUUGCACUAUCUUACACAUUUAGAUCUCUCUGAAUAUACAUCUGCGGGUUCUACCUGGGCUCUACACGAGCUAAAGAAUUUGAGGUCACUUGUGCUUCACAGUGUUUUAUGGUCAAAAGAAAUAAUAGAGUGGAUUGCUAGUAUGCGCACUCUACGGCACUUGGAUAUUUCUCAGUCUAAUGAGAGACACGGCAAAUAUUUUAGUCCGAAUGAUGUUUUGUCAAAGCUGGUAACAAGUUUGCCAAAUUUGGAAUCACUGGAUAUAUCUGGUACUAAUCUGGCUGGUAACGGAGGUGCAGUCCCAGCAGCAGGAGGUACUUCAGCGGGAUCUGAGAAUCAUGUCCGUUGUGAUAUCCCUGGGCUUGUGAGUCGAGUUAACCGGCCUUUAGAGUUUUUAGGCUUGUAUGCGACUCAUCAUGGGGCCUGCAAGCGGCACGACAUACCAGCGAAAGUGAUUACAGGCGAUGCAAACGAAGAACAAAUUCUCACAGCAGGUGUUGUUUAUAUGGAGCGUCCAGCUAUGCUGACUCGUGUUUUGAAUGAUUUGUACUAUAUGUUCCGUAGUACUGAGAGAUAUAAUGCGUAUGUCGGACGAGCACUAUGCGUUGUGCUUGAUGCUAUGGAACAACAUGUCUCAGAAAAACACAUCCAGAUUUCUGGCAGCGCCACCUUGUUCUACAUUGUCAAGGGAAAGGAGAAACCUCGCAUCGGUAUAAGGCUUAAACGUCGUAUUAUCACCGCGCUGCUGGACGGUAUGGAUGCUCAUCUUGGUGAUGACACUAUGAUGCGCAAUGGCUGCCUCGCACUCUGCCAGUUUAAGAUUCCUACUGACGUAUUGUUUGAAUACGAAAGGGUCGUGCAGAUUCUACUGACCGGCGUAGCCGAUGUCAACCAGGAAGGCUUCGUGCAGCGCAUCGCUAUAUAUCUUCUGAACUCUCUCGCUUGCCAGGUGGACGGCAAGCAGAAACGAUUCCUCGGGAAUCAUGGCGCCAUAGGUAAAAUGCUAAACCUGAUCGCGGAUCGUCUGGAGAGACACGUCUGCGACGACGUCCUUGAGGUAGCUUGGUCCACUAUGUGGAACGUGACUGACGAAACUCCUCAGAACUGCCAACGCUUCCUUGAAAAUCGAGGCAUGGAGUUCUUCCUCGCUUGUCUUAAGAGUUUUCCCGACAAAGAAGAGCUUCUUCGAAACAUGAUGGGCUUGCUGGGAAAUGUAGCCGAAGUGGCAGAGCUGCGUCCAAAACUUAUGGACAAGCUGUUCCUAUCAGUAUUCUAUGAUCUACUUGAUUCCUCGAGUGAUGGGAUUGAGGUGAGCUACAAUGCAGCAGGCGUCCUUGCUCACAUGGCGUCUGAUGGUCCAGAUGCCUGGACUGUAGAUGAACCAGCUCGAGAUGCUGUACUCGAGCGCAUCGCCUCCGCAGUCGAUAGAUGGGACCGACGUGCUGAGAGGAAUAUAAACUAUCGAUCAUUCGAGCCGAUUUUGAGCUUGCUGCAUGCUCACCACACACCGCAGUGCCAGCACUGGGCCGUAUGGGCUCUGGCCAAUCUUACCACGGUAUACCCUGACAAAUACUGUACCUUGGUGGAAUCUGAGGGUGGUCUAAGACUGCUCCGUUGCCUGCUUCGUCACCCCGGACCCUACGCGAUGAUCAAGGACCUGGCUUGGGUUGUUAUCAACAACUGCGCCAAAUACGCUUCCCGCGACCUGAGCACUCCGCCGCCGGGCUCUCCGGACAAUUAACUAACGGAGUAUUUUGAGGAAAUCGACCCUCACAUACGAGACUAGCAGAUAAUAAUAUUCAAGCUUUUCGUAUUCUGGAUAUCGAUUAUGUUAAGCUUCAUAUUUGGUGUAGUGCUGCUAAUAAUGUACUCGUAAACAGACUGCUAAGGACAGCUUUUUACCCACUCGGGCGUAGUGUUAAGAUUGUCGGUCGAUUACAAGUGUCAGGAACAAUUGGUGUCGUAAAGCCUAAUGGUAUGAUUAAUCAGUGUUUUUGUGGAAAUUAAACGAAAAAUACAAAAAAAUAAUAAUGUUAAGAUAUGUUUUACCAUAUAAAUGUAAUGUUACUACUUCACAUAUACUAGUUGAAUUAAUAUUUUCCUAUGUGUGGACUAGUGUAGCAUCUUAUAUUGUAUUUAUAGUUCUAACAAAGAGUUAAUAUAUUUUUAUGUCUCAUAUAAAUUUACUUUAUCUACAAAGUAAUUUAUUACUAAUAUACAACAUAUUUGGUCCAUAAUAACACGAUGUGAUUUUUAAAAAAUACGACAUAACGCUCUCUUAAAAAAAUU